This is a messenger RNA of Penicillium taxi, 1230 nucleotides long. Its product is annotated as peroxisomal membrane protein PEX14. Gene Ontology annotation, molecular function: signaling receptor binding. NCBI's taxonomy places the organism in Eukaryota, Fungi, Ascomycota, Eurotiomycetes, Eurotiales, Aspergillaceae. Gene Ontology annotation, biological process: protein import into peroxisome matrix, docking. Bases 1 to 1230 code for a protein of 409 amino acids. The record is from RefSeq and is a predicted model, not a curated record. The transcript has a single exon. Gene Ontology annotation, cellular component: peroxisomal importomer complex; peroxisomal membrane.
AUGUCAGACCCUUCAUCUAGGCCAUCGAUUCCCCAUUGGCAGCAAAGAUCAGGCACAAUCCAGACUGACAAACCUUCCUUAUCGCCCGCGCCAUCGAGCUCCGAUGAUGCACCCGCAUCAACUUCACGACAGGAGAUUAUUGAUCAAGCUUCCCGAUUUCUGGAGGAUGAAUCAAUCCGUGACGCUCCCACAGACCGGAAGAUCCUUUUCCUAGAAUCAAAAGGCUUGAACCCAGAUGAAAUCCAACAGCUCCUCGGCGUUUCCCGAAACCCAGAUGCCAGCAGCAGCUCGAGCGCAGUCAUAGAAAAGGGAAAGGAAACAACCUUAGACCCCCCAUCGGAAAAUUCUGAAGAUUCAUGUUCAUCCCCUUUGACUGCUUCAACAACUAUGUCGCAACCCCGCUCAACCACUCCCUCCGCAUCAAGAAAUGUGCCCCCAAUAAUUACAUACCCUGAAUUCCUCUUCGAGUCUACCAAGCCACCCCCACUAGUCACAAUACGCAGCAUGCUAUACACUCUCUAUGGCGCUGCCGGUCUCGGCACAACCAUAUAUGGUGCAAGCGAGUACUUGGUAAAGCCCAUGCUCGCGAGUCUGACUAGUGCACGCCAUGAGCUUGCCACCACAGCCCAGGAAAACCUGCAAAAGCUGAAUGAGAAACUAGAACAUAGCGUCUCUGUAAUUCCAGCCCACCUAACAGCACGAAAGGUUACUGUGGACGAAAAUGUCGAUGAAGACGGGGCCUCAGUUACGUCUGAUCCGACAGAGCUCUUCCACCGCGAUAUCGGGACACAGACAAUCGUGGAAGACGCCCAAUCUUUGAAUUCUUCUACUUCGUUAGAUACCAAAGAGAAUCCUGCUGAUGUGCCCACCAUUGCGGUGUCAAAUCACAUGAAGCGUCUUGAGUCGAUCCAAUCGCAUCUGAAACAAGUCAAGGUCAUCGAGCAGGAGAGUAGCACGCUUGAUGAUUCGAUGCGUACUAGUCUGAAUGAGCUACAUCAUUAUCUGGAUAGCUUGGUUUACGCUACUGCACCGGGAUAUUCGUCUGUUACAGUGGCGUACGGUGCAUCUUCCAAUAGUGGCUCGAAUGCUAGUGCUACAGGCUUACGAAAGAAAGAGCAUGAUGCCAUCGCAGGCUUUAAGGCAGAGAUUCGAGGUGUGAAGGGAGCGCUGCUUAGUGCGAGGAAUUUCCCUUCUAGUAAGAGCGGCAAAGUGCCUGCAGGUACUUGGUAA